GCUUUGAGAAGCUGCGUGGAGCUCCGAAGUUGGAGCAAGGAGGCCACCGAAAGCACUGCCAUCCUGGCUGCUUCCUUCCUGGCCUAUGCCGAGGACCAGCAGCCCGAUGCUUUGAAAGCCUGGACCUCGCUCCUCUUGAACUCCAUGGAGGAAGCUGGAGUUGCUGCGUCUCUGGACGAAGAUGAAAGUUUAGCGACUGUGGCGGAGAAGGCGGUGGUUCAGCUGGUGAAGCACGGGCUUCUGCAAGCCAGGCAGAAGAGAUCGGAAGUUGGUGAUCCUGUUUGGGGCUUCUUGCCUGAGGACCAGGAAUGGCACCCUGCUGUGGUGGAGGCGAUUCUGCCCAGCGGGCGUUUGAAGCUGAUUUUCAUCGAGUACGGCAAGCCGCAGGAGGCCAGCGAGGAAGAGAUCCGUGCACUGACGGAAGUUGCAGACGAGGGAGAUGCCGGCGAGGGCGAAUGCCAGAUGUGCGAGCGUGAUCUUAAGCUGACGUUCCACCACUUGAUCCCCAAGGACAAGCACCCCACCUACCUUGGCAAGCGAUUGCCAAAUGGCGUUGAGGGCUUGGAGCUCAUUUGUCAGCCAAAGCCCUCCAAGCUCUGCCUCGGCUGA
Molecule: messenger RNA, 609 nt
Organism: Symbiodinium pilosum
Lineage: Eukaryota; Dinophyceae; Suessiales; Symbiodiniaceae
Source: the annotation of a GenBank genome assembly